This is a messenger RNA of Rotaria sp. Silwood1, 213 nucleotides long. The record is from the annotation of a GenBank genome assembly. NCBI's taxonomy places the organism in Eukaryota, Metazoa, Rotifera, Eurotatoria, Philodinida, Philodinidae.
AUGACAAAUAUGGUUUUUAACAAACCAUCUUCUGAAAAAAGUCCUGGUACAUCGUCGAAAUCUACCGAAAAAAAUAAACCAUCAAAAGAUGAAAAAAAAAAUCAACGUCAACAAAAUGUAAAUCGAGCUGAAGAUGAUUUUGAACAAGAAAUAUCUCAACAAGAAGGUCCAGUUGAUAAAAAAGCUGAACGAAUAUCAUCAAAAGAAACUUAA